UUGCGAGUUUGCAAUCAUCAGACAGACAGAAAGAAACACAAAACUUCUCUGCUCGCACUGUUGGUUGGCUGCUGUCCAAGGGAGGAAAAACUUCGAACAGUUACUGUUGGAGAUUUUCUUCAAUCGUCGUCGUCGAUAGAUCGUAAGGUAAUCGUCUUCGUCGCGCGGAUUGAAUUUUUCCUCAAGAAAGAAAGGCGAAAAGUCGUCAUCCGCGCGAGUGAAAAGUGAAUGCAUUUGGUGGCCAUCUGCUGGUGGAUGAUAUCCGGAGGAUUCUAGAAUUAGAACUGUCCGCGGGGCGAUUUUCUCUGCUUGGCUGGAAUUUCCUGUUCUGGCUGACAAGUGUGUGCGAAAAAUUUAUUUUCGGGUUGCAUCGAAUUCGCGAUUUUUGGGUGUCUAAGAAGGAAGGAAGCAGCUGUUGAGGAGGGAAGUGGCGAAGUGACGACCAACAGAAGAACCAGUUCAAGGAAUCGUCUUUGUGUGUGCUGUGGAUUGAAUUGACUGGUUGACGACACGGGGAUGGUUUUUUGGGGGGCAAAGCUGCUGUCUUUAGCCUAAUGGAUGAAUGGAUGGUUAUUAUGAAGCAACAGAGAAGCGACGACGGCCAAAAAAUCCCCUUCUAGAGAAGCGAAGAAAUAGUGAGCAAAACAGGGCAAAGUGUUCCCGUUUGGGGCCCCCGCCGCUGCCAAAAGAAGUGCCAGUCUGUGUCUGUGUGAUCUAAAUUCCUCUCAUAUUCGAGGGCCAGUGGUUUUUCGGAUGGAUAAUUUAUUCUGCUGCUUCGGAAGAAUUUGGAAUUUGGACCAACUCGAACUCGGCGACAACUGAAAGAGGCUGUAAGGAGAAGAAGGCAGAUUCAGACGGAAGCGAUUCGAGUUGGAUGGAAGGGGAACUAGAAUUGUGUCUGAUUUGCAUGGGAGAUGUGUGAUAUGCUGAAGUGAAUACUAUGCGCAGACAUUGAGAUCUGUCUCUAGAAGAAUAUUUUUUAAACGGAAUGCUGGUUUGCUGAGUUCUUCUUUUACAGUUGCCGUCCCGACUCGCACUCAAUUCUGCAAACAGAGAAUGACGACUACCACGACAAAAGUAUUCGUUUAUCGUUUGGCCAUAGAUUAAGUCAGUCCCGUCCCGAUCUCGUGUGGUGGUAACUCGAAUAAAAAAAAAUCAUAAGAUAGACGGAUUUCCCGAUGGUGGAUUCGAAGACGCGAAACGAAAAAUUCCCAGACUAGCGAAGGCGCGCGACAUCAUCUACUGUAAUGUAACUCGAUUAGACAACGAUUCAGUAGUCUACGCCCAGUGAAGAAAACAGUGGAAGGUUUGGUACGCUGCCAGUUGGUGCCAGAGAAUACAGUGGCCGUGCGACACGACACGAAGAUGGAUUGUGACCGAGCUGCAGUUCUUCGUCGUUGUCGCCGCCGCCGGUGAAUCACCUGUAAUUAGAAAUUUUUCACGAAGAGAUAAGAGAAGCUAUGUUGUGAUCCGAUUUGUUUCUCGUUACACCUGCCGUAUAAUGAUUGUGUGGGUGCAAUUGACGAGAAGAUGAAAUAAUAAUUUCGCAAAUUAGUGGCCUCGAUUAAUCAUUAGGUAGUUCCAGCGGCAGUUGUCGAGUGGCGUAAGCAAAGUUGGAAAAUUCGCCGAAGUGAAUCCGAGACGAAGAAGAUCCAUUCUGCGGUUGUUUUGUGGAAAAUAAAAAAAUUCAUUGCGAAGAAAAGGUGUGCCAACGAAUUUGUGAGGGAGUGUUGCGUGCAAAUUAGUUAUUUUUUUUCCGAAAGGGCGAAAAAGCUGUGAAAUAAUUGCGCCAGAGUGAAUGACACUGAUAGGGCCCGGUGCCCCAGGAAUGGCCUUUAUGAUGAAGAAGAAAAAGUACAAGUUUACGGUGGAGCUGCACCUGGAGGAGCUGGUGGAGGUGCCGUUUGUGAAUGCGAUGCUGUUUGCGAAGAUACGGCUGCUGGACGGCGGAUCCUUCCAGGAAAUAAGCAAUAGGGAGGAGGUGAAAAACCAUACCGUGAAAUGGCGACAAAAGUUCGAGUUUCCCUGCAAGAUGACAUCGAAUGCGUCCACCGGAGUGCUGGAUCCCUGCACGGUGCGGAUAUCGAUACGCAAGGAGAUCAAAGGGGGUAGGAGUUUUCAGAAACUAGGGUUUAUCGAUCUAAAUUUAGCCGAAUUUGCGGGUUCCGGCCUGACGUCUAGGAAAUGUCUCCUGGAGGGAUACGAUACCCGGCAUCGGCAGGAUAACUCUAUGCUGAACGUGUCGUUAAGAAUGCACAUGAUUCAGGGUGAUAUUUUGUUCAAAGUUCCUUCGCCAAGCCCAAAGUCGAAAGCGCUUCCCCAGGAAAACCUCGGACUUGGCCUGCAGCCACCCGCGUCUGUCGUGGGCCCUCCUGCGGUGGUAGCCCCAGCAGUGACUGCCAAUCGCGUAUCAACCAAAGAUGAUUCAUCGAUAGCGUCCGGAUCGUCCGGAUUCGACUCGCUGACCAAGAAGAAAACCCCACUGUUUGCCACUUCGGAGUAUCAACAAUCAAUAGAGUUGGACCCGCAGUCUUUUCUAGUAACCGAUUCCGGUAUUUCCGAAUCUUCCGAGCCGCCAUCGUCCCUGCUGGACACGUCGGUUGCGUCCCAGGCGACGCUUCCUUCGCAUCUCGGGACCAACAGCAACGCGCAGUCUGUCGUGGGCAAUGCCGUGGGCUCAACGAAUACGGUGACUAGCACGGCCACAGCCGCAGGAACGGUUCCGGGUGGUAUCGAAAUGGGUCAUUCCCGUAACUCCAGUAACACUAGUCAAAUGUCCAAAGGAUCCGGUUACAGUAGUUUUUCUCACAGUCAACACUCGAGGCAAAGCUCCGAGGGCGACUCUGGACAUCAAAGGUUACGUUCGUCAUUGCAAUCAAAGAGCCAAGAUGCUCAGAAAAAAGCAAACUUUCCCAGCACCGCCGUUAAUGGUAAUCGUUUCGUUAAUGUUAAUAACAAAUUCACCACCAGUGUCACCGAUCCGGGAUUAACCGCCGGAUAUGGACCUGGCAGCAGCGGUGGUAGCAGCUCCGAAGGGACACCCACCAAGGUCAUGACCGCCCAUCGGUUACUGACCAAGCUGAAAAUUCCCCAGAGCCCGAAUUCGGACUCGGGUGAUGAUAUUUUCAUCACCCCGGACGUUACUGUCAUGUCGGACGAAGGUGCCAUGAGUGAGGAUCGAACCGAUUCUGGGUUGGACGAUUUCGGUACUCCUACGUCGGAAGUUCCUCUCGCUACGCUGGUGAAAAUAAAGAGUAUGAAUAACCUCUCGGUGACGAAGAGUAACAUAUUCUUCACCGAAGAUGAGGUUGAUUGUGAUGCGGUGGACAAAAACCGCACAAUUGGAACUCCAGGACAGCAGAUGAACCUUAGUCGGAUGAAGUCGUUGGGAAACUUAUCAGCUUACGAACGCGAAUUUGGUACAACCCCCGUGGACCUGUUGAAGCUCAAAAAAGAUUUCGAAUUGCGAAGGUUCAGUUGUGCUAAGAUGAAGUCCCUGACCGAUUUGAACGAUGACAAUGAAGACGCUAUGGUGCAGCGAAGAAAGCAAGUCUCCAAAGAAAAUGUCGAUCAAAAAACUAAAAACUGCAUCGACGAGCGAAAAUCAGCUUUCCAGAGGAAUGGAGCAGAUUUGCCCAAUCGAUUCCAGCCGUUCCAGAUGAGAAACUCCUUCCACAGUGGCAUAUACCGAAAGAAAGCAGGUGUCGGCUACACUCGUUACAUUGGAAUAGAAGAUGACACGCCGUCUCCACUGACAAAGAUGAAUUCCAUUCCCAGUUUGAGUGCAACGGAUCGGAUCGAUCACAAUCCGUUCCUCACGCCCAACAUAGGCCGAAAACGGUUUUCCACCAGCAGCAACAGUCCCGAUGAAAAUGACCGAUCUCCGGUUGAACUGCGACUAACGCGGAAACUGGCAGAAGAUGUUGUUGAUUCAGCAAACCUUCUCCGGACGCCCUUCGAGCGUAACUUCCGCAAAAGCUCUCCCACCGAAGAUUUUCGCCUUUCGAACCCGACGGCACCGUUCCGACAGUCCGAUAGUAACUUUUACAAUAUUAUUCGGAAUUACCCCAUCGGAAAGUCAUCGUCGGCCAAUCUGGAGUGGCUCAAGCAUCGUUCGUCGUACAAUAAUUUCCCUCUGAGUGUGAAGCCAACCGUUACAACACCGACGGCGGCACCAACUGUACCACCGCCCCUGAAUAUCUCGGCGCCUCAGACGGCCACCCAGGCCACCGGAAUGGUCCCAACAUCACCAUCGUCAAAUCAGCCCAAUUCUCGCGUAUAUCAUAGAUUCCGAUCAAUAGUGCGAGUGAUUCUUAAGUUAGUCAUUAAAAGACAAACGAAUCAGUCCGCAAGCAUUAACAAUAGCAAUAGUACAACCAAAUUAAAAAACCCCAGUUCUAGUUCUAUCCCAAUGAGUGAAACGGGUUCGCUGGAUCGAAUGAAGUCGGCAGCGGAACGACGGAAGAAGGGAGCCAUGGAAAGUGACAGCGGGACGGUGCCUACCGUUUCAGGCCGGGUGGAAGGAACCCGCGUCAACACCGGACUGAUCAUCGAUGAGCUGUUGAAGAACACCAAACUGGAUCACCUGGAGGAGUCGGGAACCGGCCUAGCGCUGUACAUCAGCAGCGACGGAACGACAACGCUCGGCAGCCACGAGGUCCGGAUGCCAGCUGGUGGACUGCGGCAAGUUGUGAUGGAAAACCCGAGAUAGUAGCAAACGUCGAUCUUUGUUGCCACCACCAUUCACCAAAUGCAAUAUUAGAUGUCCGCGUAGAUGCCGCCGUCGCCAUUCGCCGUCAUAUUGCGCGCAUGUAUGCUUCCCCGCCAGCGUUACAUUUAGUGAGAAGGACGCGAGUCGUAUGAUUUAAACACCUGAUCUGUGUGAGUGGUAAAUGCUGCUGAAUGUAUUCACUGUCACUGCUUUCGGUUCAGUUUUUACCUAGAAUAUGUAGAUAGUACCCCGUUAUUUAGUUUUUCUUUUCGUUAUCAACAUCGGAUUCAAAAACUGAAAACAUCCAUCAGAAGCAAAUUUAGGAACAGUUCGAAUUAUUUAUUUACCUUUGUUAUGAACAAAACAAAAUCAUUCGUUACACUAACUAGUGUAUGCGCAGGUGGCAAAUUUAAAUUUAAAGAAACCACAAUUCAACAAACAUGCUGUGAAUUUAGACAAGCUAGUAGAACAAUUAAAGCGAGUCAUCCAAAAUGUACACAUCUGUGAAUAGUUUUGAAGCGUGCUGAAGAAUUUGUAAAAUUAACAGUAUCUUCUGUAUGUUUAUGUUUCGUUUCAGUAUGUAAUUUUAUUCCUAGUUUUAACAUCGUUAGCUAUUUUUUUUCUAAUUUGCUCCGCUGUUACAGUACUCGAAGCCAGUAAGUGAAAUGGUUCGCAAUAAACAGUCUUAAAAGUGUAACUGACUAUUUCGUUGUGUACAUAAAUUGUACAGUAUUUAACGAGUUUUUUUUUAAGAACAGUAAAAAGAACAGUAUAAAUAAGGUGAAAUUAUUGUUGUGAUUUUUAGGAGCAGAGCGCUAGCGUACGAAAUGAUGAUAGAAAUGCAAAUAUAUUGAUACAAUUAUAAGAAAUUGUCACGAAGAAGUGAUACCUACCAUCUGAUGGAGCAGGAUAAUUGGAGAUCGGAAAAAGCAUGACAUUCUUUUAUCAAAUCAAAAAGAAAACAUAUUUUAAACAAAACAAAUGAAAGACAACCCGACAUGGAAACCCAUAAAACAUUUCAAAUGUUUUCUAAUUGAGAGAACAAUAGGAAAGAAAUUUACUGCGUAACCAAACAUACGGAGGCGCGCAAUUUCAAACUCUUAUCGGAGACAUAGCAACAGAUUUAGUGGAAAUCAAAGAAACAAUACGUACUGCAAUAGUCAAAUCAAAUUAUCUUAAAUAGAAAGUAUUCGCGCGGCAGAUCAUUUGACUGAGAAGCUGAGCAGCCAGGCGUUGGCAAGACGAAUUCAACAUUGUCUGUAUCACAACAACUAAACCUAACAAUAAUUUGCAAACAAUAAAUCUGGAAACAUGAGGCUCAAUUGAUGAAAAAUAGAAA
Molecule: messenger RNA, 6050 nt
Organism: Aedes aegypti (yellow fever mosquito)
Lineage: Eukaryota; Metazoa; Arthropoda; Insecta; Diptera; Culicidae
Exons: 11
Coding region: 1799-4711 (970 amino acids)
Source: RefSeq, a predicted model, not a curated record